Molecule: messenger RNA, 1842 nt
Organism: Diaporthe amygdali
Lineage: Eukaryota; Fungi; Ascomycota; Sordariomycetes; Diaporthales; Diaporthaceae
Exons: 2
Coding region: 1-1842 (613 amino acids)
Source: RefSeq, a predicted model, not a curated record
AUGGCAUCAGAUCCAUAUAAUGGCUAUAGCCCACAGGCGGCAGAAAUACCCAGCAACUGGCCAAAUGGCAAUAUCGCCCAGCUGCAAGAUGCUUCCAGCUCGAACCCCGCGAUCCGAGACCCAGCCCACGACGACCUUGCCUACAAACCAUUGCCCCGUGGUACUAGCUUCAACAACCCACCCCCUGACGGAUGGCUCUACCCUCACAAGAAGGGCAUUGGCUCGGGUUCCAAUCUCGAGCCAUUCAGAGCCGAGAUUGAGGCUCGCACACAGCGAGGCGAGAACUGCAAAGCCAUUGCUGCUGCCUUGAACGCCAUGGGUGUCCAGACGAGCGACCGCGCCAUCAGCCGUGUGCGCAUCAGAUGGGGAAUGAGGAAGAGAGCCCAGCGAAAAGUGAAGACGCCUCCACCAGAUUCAGACGCUGCGCGCCUCAGUGCCAAGUCAAAGGUCCAGGCAAUGAGGAAGGCCGAGCUGAUCCGCAUGACAAAGGAUGGAAUGUCGCCCGAGGAGAUCUAUCAGAGCUUGACCUCCCGCGGCAUGGAGCUCAAAAAGGGCGUUGCUACUGUCUUGCGUCUACAGAGCGCCUGGGGUGUUGCGCGCGAUGAGAAGCGUUGGCUCGGAAACUUUCGACACCAAUGCCACAAAAAGGCAAAAGCACAGCAGUCGGAUGCAUUCAGAGACAUUGCAAGAGAAUUGGGGGUGCAGGACAUCGAUGGAUGGGUCCAGGAGAAGAUGAGAGAGCACGGUGCCAGGCAGGCAAGACACGAGCUGGCUCUGAAGCUCAUGGGGGAGCACGCACCAACGAAUCCCGAGCGCAGGAAGUUACAAAAGCCUCGCAGGCCCAAGGGCCCACAUAUGGACGUCCAUGGUACCGACGCGCCCGAUGGAUCUGAAGACGAAAGCUCUGAUGAUGAGUCGGAAUCGGAGCCCGACGUUUCGGGCGAUGUCACUAGUGUGAGGUUUGGGGUCAUCGACUCGGCUCGUCAGGGCGACCAUGCGGCUAACAACGAUGGAUCAUUGCCUUCCGAAGGUCAGCGUGGUGUGCAGCCACAUGCUUCCAAAGACCUAUCCUACGUCGAUGGAGGCGUCGAAAGCAGUGCGUACCGCGAAUUCGCGCCGUUGAACGACUACCCGGAGGAUGGCAUCGAUACUUAUGAAGCCGUUGAUGAUUCCCAUGCAGCCGCCAGUAUCGCAUCACGAGUCUCUGAGCAUUUAGGCAACUCAUUAUCGCAGUCUACAUCUGGCUCUCGCAUGCAACAAUCGCAAACUUCGCAGUCUCACGAGAUGCUUGCUUCGACUCCGCCGCCGCCGCAUCCUCAUGGCUCUUAUCCGUGGCCGCAGUCCCCUGAAACCAGAGCCACAGAAACAGCCUCCGCGACCACUCCCGUCUUGCCUCCAAGCCGCAAAAAAGAUGAUGAUGCGAGACAAUCUACCACAACCUCAUCACCAGCAUCAAGCCUGGUGGCGCAAUUAGCACCGAUGCAAACAUAUUCGACUGUUGGCCCUCAACCCUACAGCGAUCAUGCAAGUUCUCUUGCUCAGUUUGCGGGAUCAGGUGCGAAACAACCCACUGCGAGUGUGGCGGCGCCCACAUCCGCAUCGACGGGUGCGCCUGGUUUGGUCCUGCGGCCCGAGGAGGCAGAGGCCAACAAAUCGACUCUCAGCACGCUCGACCAGUAUAACGCCGCUGCCAAAGUUUACAAGGAGUUGUUGGAGGCCAGGAAUAGCAACAAGCCUCUCUCUGGUAGCUUGACUGGCAUGCCACCAUCCGCCAAAGAAGUCGAGUCUGCGAAGAGCAAGCUUAAAGAGGCCACGCAAGCCAUGAUGCUCGCGUUGGACUGA